UUUGAGUCCAGCAACAACAACUCCCUUUGGCCGCUCUCCAAUUUUCCAACAAGAACACAGCAAUUUCAUCACCAGCAGCCUCCUCCUCCACCGCCCUCCUCCUCCUCCUUCAAUGGUUAAUCUGUCAACAGCAAAUUCAUCAUCUGUACUAAAUUUGCAGAUAGAGCCCCCUUCAAACCAAAGCUAUUACAGCAACUGUACUCCUAUGUGGCCGGAUGAAGAAAAGAUGGUUGGCAUGAAGAGGCCAUAUCCAUUUUCUCUAGAGAAUCCACCAAUCCCCUCCAUCAAGUUACCUACAUUUGUUGCUCCUCCUAUAAGAGCCGAUGAAGCAACUUCAUGUGGGAACAGAUCCGCCUUUAAUUUUGAUCCAGCAAUCAAAACAAAUUUCAGAGAAGGGCCUUCAUGCUCAACUUCAAUUUCUGAGUCGAAUUCAAGAAGCAGCAUCAAAGAAAAUGGGAGUGUCAAUGGAGAUUUUCUCACCCUAGCCCCUCCUUCAACUAGUUGGACAUGUCCCAGCCCAAAGCUCAACCUCCCUCCAUCUUAUCUUGCGUUUCAUAACCGUGAAAUUCCGGAUUUUGAAUCAUUUCACUAUCAAGGGAAUAAUGCAGAUGACACAAUUUACCAGCCAGGACCAAGUGUUCCAAAUCCACAACAAGCUUUCUACAGCUUCUUCCCACUAGCAAAGGCACAAAAUGGUAGGGCAGCGACCACUCUAAACAACAAUUGCAAUGGUGAAGUAGGAGAAAGUGUUGAUCUCAAUUUGAAGUUAUAAAAUCCGAUUUAUUUAUUAAUUAGGCCAUUUCUUGUGGAUCUUGUUUUCUAUGUAAACCAAAUUAUAAUUUUUUUUUUUUUCAUAAUUUAAAUUUAUACUUAGAUGGGUCUUUUAUUUGCAUAUGUAAGCUUGAGCCUUGUGAAGGGUGAAGAGUUUGGAAAGGAAAAAUGGACAUGGAGAUGCAGAUUUGUCUGUAUGAGUGGUUACAAUUGUAUUCUUAUGAAGUCAAAAGUGCUUGUGUGCCUUGGGAUUUUGGGAUCUUUUGAGUUAUGUUUUGAGUUUGUUUUUUGGUUGGUGGAUGACCGAGGCACUGCAGUUGCUAACAAACUUUUGCAUGUGGAUUGUG
Molecule: messenger RNA, 1118 nt
Organism: Pyrus x bretschneideri (Chinese white pear)
Lineage: Eukaryota; Viridiplantae; Streptophyta; Magnoliopsida; Rosales; Rosaceae
Exons: 5
Coding region: 113-772 (219 amino acids)
Molecular function (GO): DNA-binding transcription factor activity
Source: RefSeq, a predicted model, not a curated record